AUGGCUUCACAAGAGGAAAACCAAGCUCAGCCCUUUGCAGACAUCUUUGAUGAAGAUGAAGCUGAACAAUCCUUUCUGUUGUCCAAGCCCACUUGCUUCGUUAUCUUUGGAAAGCCAGGCUCUGGAAAGAAAACUUUAGCUAGAAAACUAGCAGAGAGAUGGAAAUGCAUUUUAAUAGAAGCUUCAGAAGUCAUUCAAACAAAUAUUCAUGAAGAAACAGAAUAUGGACUUAAGUGUCAAGAAUUACUUCUUAAAGGUCAAAGUAUUUCUGAGGAACUGGUCACAGAAAUGAUUCUGCAAAAGAUUGAAUCACCAGGAGUUGCUCAUUUUGGUUAUGUUCUCAGUGGAUUUCCUUCUCUCUCAGAGGAAUACAUGACUGUUUCACAGCAAAUAGAGAAAAUAAAGAAUCUAAAAUUGAAACCAGAUUUCCUCGUUAACAUUAAGUGUCCAGAUUAUGACUUGUGUGAAAGAAUAUCAGGACUAAGGCAAGAUCCUGGUUCAGGGCAGGUAUAUCAGAGGAGCCGGUGGGAUUCUGAAGUAAUUGAGAAGCAUAAGACAGAGGAAGAUCAGCCUGAAGAAGAGAGUGAAGAAGAAGACGAAGAGCAGGAAGAAGAAGAGACUGAAGAAGAUCCACUUAGGACGUCAGAAUCUUUUGAUCAGUUAGUGCAGAGGCCUGAAGAUAUACUUGAAAAUGCAGUGGAAAGAGUUGGAACAUAUAAGAAUAUAAUGCUUCAUCCUUUAGAAGAAUUAAUGACUGAACAGGACUGUCGAUAUCUUAUUGAAGUGGAUGGAAAUCAGCAACCAGAUGAUGUCUUUGAGUCAGUGGUAGUUCGGCUUCAAUAUCGGGAUGUUCAAAAUGCAGCUCCUGUAACUAGACUUCAAAGUCAGCAAGAAGAAAUGCUGGAGGACCCAACAAAUGAUAAACUUUUCCGGGUCCUGUCAUCUUGCAAUCCCAUAGCUCCCAGGUACCGAUGGCGUAGAAGCAGGUGGGGAAAAGCAUGUCCUGUGGCUCUGAAGGAAGGUGACAUUGUCAUGGGAAACCCAGACUUGGCUGUCAGUUUUCUAGGUAAAAUGUAUGUACUGUCAUCCCCAGAGGCACUGAAAACAUUUAUGCUGAAUCCACGGCCUUACCUCUUACCACCAAUGCCACUUCCUCCUUGCAAAGUACUAGUGUUUGGUCCUCCAUUCUCUGGAAGAACAACUCUUUGCAACCUAAUUGCACACAAGUAUAAAGGAAAGGUUCUUGAUAUGGCCAAACUCAUUGAACUCCAUUUAGAAGAAUCAAGAGAGAAAAACAUUGAGGAAGUGCAAAGGGAUGCAUUAGAAAAAGCUAUAACAGCAGUGAAAAAUAGAUUGGAAUUAGAAGAACAGUCAACAGAAUCAGGUGAAUAAACUCUGAGCUGAAUGAAAGUAGAAAUUGGUUCUGACCAAUACUGGCUGAAAACUUUCCAUUUGAAUGACUUUCAAAGGUUAGGUUUUAAAAAGUCUGUAUUGCUAGGAAUGUCAGAGGUAACUGCUGACCACCCAGAAGUUCAGGCAAUGGUAGAAGAAGCCAUAAAAAGUGCCUCAGUCUCUGAAGGUACCCCUGAAACAUAUGCUGAAGUACUGGGGAGAGCCAUUGCAGAGCUUAUGAAGAAGAACAAAGACAGGUUUCCUGGUGCUCCAGAAAAAGGAGGAUGGGUAGUGGAUAACUACCCUCUGUCAGUAGAUCACUGGUCAGCUUUAUCAGAGAAAGGACUUCUGCCUGACACUGUUGUCUGUCUGAAGAAAGCAGAAAAAGAUGGAUACUUGGCAAAUGGGAAUGAAAAUAAGUCUCAGAUUUUGGGAAUUCUAACAGAUGAAGCAUUAGAAAAGAAAGGAGAAGAAGUAAGAACAGAAAUGCAAGAAACCCUGACAACAGAGGAAAAUCAGUUUCUAGGGGCUGCUGAGGAGAAAGGUGAAAAAAGCACACUACCCACGUUGGCAGAGGAUGAUUUUCCAGAUAUACCAGACAAGGAAACAAUUAAAAGGAAGAUUGAACUUUUCAUGCAUGAUUGGAAAAUGGUGGAAUCAGAAAUCCAGAAGUCACCUCUAGUUCAGGUGGUGGUGUUAGAGAUUGCUGAGCAAACUCCAGAAAGUCUGCUUACUCAAACUGUGCUGGCCAUGGAAGAACCUUUUAAAUAUCACGGUUGGGAAUUAUCUGCUGAAGACUUAGAGGAGGAAGCAGAAGAUCUGAGUGCUGAAAAGGAAGAUGAAGAAGAAGAAGAAGAAGAAGAAGAAGAAGAAAAAGAAGAAGAAGAAGAAGAAGAAGAAGCUCCUCCUUUACGGGUGUGUUUACUUGGGGCUCAUGGAGCAGGUAAAACUACUUGUGCACGACAGAUAGCAGACAAAUUAGGCAUUUUCCAUAUUCAGUUUGAAGAUUAUCUACAGGAACUGAUCCUACCCAAAACUAAAAAGAAAGUUGGGCCCCAUUUGGAUGAAGAACAUGAAGAAGAUGAUGAUAAAAUAGCAAUUCUAUCACAGGAACUGGAAGACUCUUCUCAGAUCAUGACUAAAACUGAGCGUGAAAAAAACAAGCAGGAAGUGGUGUUAACUGAAGAGGAAGAGGCAAUAAAAGCAAAUCUAAUACAUAACAAGGCCCUGCCUCCAGAAGUCCUUGACAACAUUGUUCCUGACUGGUGGAAGAAAGAGCCUUUCCGGUCCACAGGCUUUAUACUGGAUGGUUUCCCCCGUACUGAAGAUGAAGCCAAAUAUUUGUCAGAACGAGGACUCUGUCCUGACGUUUCAGUUUAUAUUCAAGUAGAAGAAACUGACAUUGUCGACCGUCUUUUUCCUCCACGUCUGAAAAAAUGGCAAGACAGACAGUACAAAAAAAUGGAAAAUAAAAAGAAGCUAAAGGACUUGAAAACAAAAAUAAGGAAUGAGAAGAUUGCUAGACGAAGGGAGGAACUUUUAGCAGAACAAAAACAAAAGAAGCAGGAGGCCUUAGCAAGUAACAAGUAUUCUGAAGCCUCUGAGGAGGAAGAUGAGAAUGAAGAUGAAUAUGUUAAAGGUAUACUUGAAAAAGAGUUUGAAGAAGAAGAAGAAGAAGAAGAAGAAGAGGCUGAAGAGGAAGAGGAAACUGAUGCUGCUGACCGCAUACAAAAUGAAAUUACAGAAAAGUUUGAUUCAGAAACAGAGACAUUACAAAGUGUACAGGAAGAACUCGAGAAGUUGUUAAUACCAGAGAUCAAGAUCAGUGGAGGACGGAAGCCUCACAUUGUGUCCUACCAAAUGUACACCAAGCUGAAAGCUCUAAUGGAAAACCGAGGAAGCAUUUUUGAGAAAUGCUACCCAAUAAGUUUGCCACUUGCACAGAAGAUGCUAGUUUUCUCAUAUAAAUUCCCAAGUGCUUUUGGUCAGUGGGAUCCAAUCAAGCUAAGCAAAGGAGAGGUGAUCAGGCCACAGCAAAGCCAUGAGAACAGAGUCUUCCCUGUAAUCCAUCGACAAUAUAUUUAUUUUUUUUCAAGUGAAGAAAAUAAAGAAAUAUUUAUGAACAAUCCCAUCAAAUAUAUUCGUCAGCCAAAACCUAAACCAUCUGUGCCAGUCAAGAUUGCAAUUGUGGGACCUCCAAAAUCUGGAAAGACUACAGUUGCCAAGAAACUUGCAAGUGUGUUUGGGUUACUGCGCCUGAGCCUGGGAGAUGCCCUAAGGCUGGUGAUUAACACCCAGCCCCAGAGUGAGCUGGCACUCACGGUCAAGAUGCACCUUCACAAAGGGCUGACUGUACCUGAUGAAUUGGCCAUCCAGGCUCUCGAUGUGGCUCUGCUAAAUCACGUGUGCAAUACCUCCGGAGUUGUAAUUGAUGGAUAUCCUCUAACAAGAAAACAAGUAAACCUCUUGGAAUCAGCUAAGAUAAUUCCAGUGAAAAUCUUCGAAUUGGAAAUGGAUACAAAGGAAGUGUUCAGAAGAGCACUGCUGGAUAAGGAAAGCACAAAUAGACCUCUCUACCCUGAACACAACAGCUCACAGAUUCUAGCUAUUAAAAAUUCCUGCUAUAAGAAGCACAUUAAGGACAUUAGGACUUACUAUAUGAAGGAACAUCAGAACUGGUGUGUGAUUGAUGCUGUUCAGAGCAGGUGGUGGAUUUGGAACAAAGUUCAGAAGGAAGUUCAAGUGGUUGCUAAAGAAAUCCAGAUAUACCUGGAAAGAAUAAACGAAGGAAAAGCAGCCAGCAUUGCUGAUCUCUGCAUCACCCCCCAAGAGCUGCAGGACCGGCUGGGGGAGACUGGACAGUACUGCCCUGUCAGCCUCGCAGAGAAGGGUGAACUGGUCGACUGCUCUUUGACCUCCUCUCUGCAGUUUGCUGCAGAAUUUCAAGGACAGUAUUACAAAAUGGCUUCACAAGAAGAACUGGAUAAAUUCUUGAGCAGACCAGAGGUUUAUGUGUCAUCGCUGGCAUCUCACCCUCUCCCACCCCCCGACUGGCUACCAAAGAAACUGACUGUGGAAGAAGUGAAGGCUUUACUCCCUGGAAGUGUUGAAAUGCAGGGAUACUGUCCAGUCACUUACCUAGAUGGAAAUCAGAGAUAUGAAGCUUUGGUGCCUGGCAACAUCAAGUAUGCAGCAAAAUAUCGAGAUAAGGUAUAUAUUUUUGAAAGUGAAGAAAAACUUCAGAAGUUUAUGAGGUUACCAGAGAAGUACUGGAAUCUGAAGUCUCCACGUAAACUCCCUCCAAACAAGGAGCCAAUGCUACUAACUGCACUUCCUUUGGCUGGAUACCUGGAACAGGGAGUAGCAACCUCUCUAAUAAAAGCUCUGCAUAAAGUAGGCUGCCUAAAGCCAAAGUUUCCAUUCCUAAGUGUAAAAGACACUGCUCUGCUGUUUGUUGCCUGCCACUUGAAAGCACACAACCCCCGGAGCUCCGAGCCCGUGAGGCAGAUGUACCAGAGGAAGCUGUCGUGGUUCAUGGAGCACUGCCAGCUCAUCCCUGCCCUGGGGGCUGCCGCAGCAGGACCAUACCAGGAGCCAAGGUGUCGGCCCCAAGGCCUCAACAGCAAGCUGCAGGUCUUUCUGUCCCUGAAGGACAUCCGGCCUGGUCUUGUGUAG
Acanthisitta chloris (rifleman) is the source of this 5067-nucleotide messenger RNA. RefSeq names its product adenylate kinase 9 (gene AK9). The transcript has 34 exons. NCBI's taxonomy places the organism in Eukaryota, Metazoa, Chordata, Aves, Passeriformes, Acanthisittidae. Gene Ontology annotation, cellular component: cytoplasm; mitochondrion. The record is from RefSeq and is a predicted model, not a curated record. Gene Ontology annotation, biological process: nucleobase-containing compound metabolic process. Gene Ontology annotation, molecular function: ATP binding; AMP kinase activity; ATP hydrolysis activity.